This is a messenger RNA of Aspergillus homomorphus CBS 101889, 725 nucleotides long. Its product is annotated as S-(hydroxymethyl)glutathione synthase. Gene Ontology annotation, biological process: formaldehyde catabolic process. The coding region runs from base 68 to 643 and encodes 191 amino acids. The record is from RefSeq and is a predicted model, not a curated record. Lineage: Eukaryota; Fungi; Ascomycota; Eurotiomycetes; Eurotiales; Aspergillaceae. Gene Ontology annotation, molecular function: S-(hydroxymethyl)glutathione synthase activity; zinc ion binding. The transcript has a single exon.
UUUCUCACUGUACCAUAACCUCUUUCUCGGCUGAAUCAGUUCGUGAUCCCUUUGGCAAUCAUCAAAAAUGGCACCUUCAUUGCACCCUCUCAUCGACUCCGGAAUCCGCAAGGGCAACCCCAACUUCAGCGGCGGCACGCUCAAAUGCCACUGCACCACCGACCCCAUCACCGUCACCCUUGCCAGCAACGUCGCCCACAACCAUGCCUGCGGCUGCUCCAAGUGCUGGAAACCCGCUGGUGCCCUCUUCUCCAUCGUCGCGGUUGUGCCCCGCGAUGCACUGCGCGUCACUGCCCACCCCGAAAAGCUGACGAUCAUCGAUCCCUCGGCCGUCAUCCAGCGCAACGCCUGCAACAAGUGUGGCGUGCAUCUAUUCGGACGCAUCGAGAAGGAUCACCCCUUCAAGGGAUUGGACUUUGUGCAUGUCGAUUUGUCUGAUGAGCAGGGGUGGCAGGAGCCCCAGUUUGCGGCCUUCGUGUCCUCUAUCAUCGAGCAGGGCUUCCACCCGGACAAGAUGGACGAGGUUCGCGCCAAAUUCCACGAGAUCGGGCUCGAGACGUAUGAUGCCUUGUCGCCGGCGUUGAUGGAUGCGAUCGCCACCUGGACGGCAAAGAAAGAGGGCAAAUUAUCAGCUUCGCUGUAGAAUUUUGCAGGAGUUGAACGAUACGAAGAGACGAGAUGACCUGCUGUGGACCACUUGUUGAGCGAGAUGGCUAUUAGCGACG